Molecule: messenger RNA, 2007 nt
Organism: Brassica napus (rape)
Lineage: Eukaryota; Viridiplantae; Streptophyta; Magnoliopsida; Brassicales; Brassicaceae
Product: jacalin-related lectin 15-like
Exons: 2
Coding region: 1388-1837 (149 amino acids)
Molecular function (GO): carbohydrate binding
Source: RefSeq, a predicted model, not a curated record
AAUAUUUAAUAAAUCUAACUUAGUCAUAUCAUAAAAUAAAAUAUUUAAUAUUUAGUGUGAUAAAUAAUUAGUAGUAUAUAUUAUACUAUAGUAUUUGGUAUGCUAAUAUGUAUUAAAUUUCUUAAAUAAUGUUUUUCUGUAGUUUAGUUGGAAAGUAAUUAUACCAAAUUCGUGGUGUUUUGCAGUUUCAUUAGAGUCAAAUUACUUUGCAGUUCCAUUGGUGAACUUCAAUGGCUUUGUAGAAAAAUCAUCCCAAUCCCAAUGGCACAAUGGAAGUUCUUCCAUGCAGUGUAAAGACUUUUCACAAAAAAAAAGAGAUUGUGAUAGUACCUAAAACCAUGUCCAUUGCUGAGUUUUCUAAUAGCUAUAUAUUUACGAAUUAGUUCAAGAGAGAAUAAAAAUGAUUGUUGAAAGAAGAAGAAAAAUGAUUCUUAUUUAAGAGCUAAACCUUUUAGUUAAAAACUAGUUUUUGAGAAACUAGCCGAUGAUCCUCUUUUAGAGCAUAGAGGUUGAUUGGAAGAGUUCGUAGAAGUUGCAGACAACCAUUUUUAUUUCUACAAAUCUUUUCAAAUAUAAUCAUCAUGUUAAAAUUGAAUCUAGCACCAAAAGAUUAUAAAAGAAAACAUGCUAAUUUAAGAGAAAUUCUGGGAAUUCUAGUUCUUAAGUUAUAUGUAUAUAUUAUAUAUGUAUAUGUAAUUUUAGGAUUCUAAGUUUUAUGAAAAAUCCAAAGUUCCCAAAAUAUCUAGUUUCAAAUACUUUGGAUUGGGUUUUCCGUAAAACUUAGAAUCAUGCAAUAACAUACACAUAUAUAUAUGUGUGUGUAACAUAUGUAUUUAUAGAAUUAAAGAGCGAAAAACCCUUACAUUGGAAGUAUUUUGGAAGUGUUUUAAGAACUCAGUUUCUCUAAAAAAUUUAGUCAGUGCUUUGAAAAAAUUCUACAUCAAUAAUUCAAAGUCACAACUAAAUAUUUAAAGUCUAAAUCUUAAAACAAAACACAUAAAACCACAUAUUCAACCAACCAAACCAAUACUUUUUAGAGAACUUUUUAUCAUUAAACUACAUAAAAUAAAAAAUAAACUGUGGAUAAUCUUUUGCUUAAAAAACUUUUAAAAUGUUGAAGAGCACCUUUCUAAUAAUAACAAAAACAUAGUAUAGAUUUAUAUAGAUUUUUUUGUUACAAAAAUAAAAAUAAAAGAAAAAAAUAUAUUUUUGUUACUAUAAACUUGAUUUGUAUUCAAACCCAUUGUCUUUAUAAGAGACCCAAUCCCGAUGUAAAGCAUGGACUGUCCAGAUCCAAUUUUGGCACGUUCUCAUCCAUCAAAUCAACUUAAAUAUACAUAUCUGAGUUAAAAAAUAGUAACACGCAUCACAUUAUCUUAAUCUCACGAUGGCUCAGAAGCUGGUAGCUAAAGGCGGCACCGGAGGAGGCACGGAAUGGGAUGAUGGCCACCAUGAAGGUAUAUCACAGAUCUAUAUAAGAGAGGGCUGUGAAGGCAUAGAGUCCAUCAAAUUCGACUAUGUCAAGAACGAAGAACCUAAAGCUGGACCAAUCCAUGGUGGCUCGGGUCAGAGUUUCACUGAGUCGUUUGAUCUAAACCAUACCAUUGAUGAACAUAUCGUAUCUGUCAAGUGUUACUACGACGAGGGUGCGAUACAAGGCCUUGUGAUCAAAACCAACAUCAUGACUUCUGCACUCAUGGGAUACAACCUUGGUACUACGUUCAAACUUGAAGUCAAAGGCAAGAAGAUCAUUGGGUUUCAUGGAUCUUCUGACAAAAACCUUCGCUCUCUAGGAGCUUAUUUCGCACCGCUUUCUCCUGCUAAUUUGAAAUACUAAUUGGAAAAAGCUACAUAUGCUCUUCAUCCGUUUGGUUUAAUGUUGUUUUGAGUCUGUACUAAUUUACUAUGUCAUCAUCUUUCAUGUUUGUUUUGGUGUGGCUUUCACAAAUUCCAUCAUUUGCAAGUUGUAAACUGCAGUAAGGUAUUUGAAUUUUAAUGUUGGUUUGA